AGCCCCUUUCUGCUGAUGUCACGACUUGGGGCCCCGCAGCCGCCUUCCCCGGGCGGUGAGCAGGCAGGAAUCAGUGCUGGGGUUGGACGCCCUUUCCUAGAUCCUCCUCUUACGCCUCUUCCCUUCCCGGGACGCCGGCUGGAACGGAGCCGAGAGCCCCGGUUGUCCGGCAGACGGAUGCCCUGGCAGGGCCCGUCCAUGGAUGCCAACAAGAAGGUGGAUCUCAAGAUAAUUAUCAUAGGAGCUCUGGGCGUGGGCAAAACCUCCCUUCUGCACCAGUACGUGCACAAGACGUUCUACGAGGAUUACCGCACCACGCUGGGCGCCAGCAUCCUGACCAAAGUCGUCGCAGUAGACAACACCCCCUUGAAACUACAGAUCUGGGACACGGGGGGACAGGAGCGAUUCCGGUCCAUGGUGUCAACCUUUUACAAAGGCUCAGAUGGCUGCAUGCUGGCCUUCGACGUCACGGACAGGGAGUCCUUUGAGUCCCUGGACAACUGGAGAGAUGACUUCCUGGAGAAGGUCAUCCCAAGGGAGCAAGAUUUCCCCAUGGUCGUGCUGGGGAACAAAAUAGACAUCUGCGAUCGGCAGGUAUCCAAGGAGAUUGCUUCAGCCUGGUGCAAGGAGAAAGACAUCCCUUAUUUUGAAGUCAGCGCCAAGAACAAUAUCAACGUUGCAGAGGCUUUCGAGACCCUUGCAAAGCAGGCAUUAACAACGUAUAAAGGGAUUUUUGAGAGCUAUUUAACCGACUCCAUCAAACUCACUCCCAACGACAAGCCCAAGAAGAGCUGCUGCUGACGCUGGACACGCGGCCGUGCUCCGGGCUGUCCUGCACGAGCACCCCACCAUGCCCAAGGUGGAUGGAGCCCUAGCGGGGGGUCUGUGCCCCCCAGCCACAGAUGCUGGCCAAGCCGGGGUGCAGGACGGCCACCACUCAACACACCAGAGCCAGCUGGCUGCGCAUCCCAGCGUUUGCUGCUUCCCACGUCUCCGGAGCUGCUCUCCCAACCCAGCAGCCUCCCAAAUCUCCGCUGUGUCACGGCAGCCCCGUCCCUUUCACCCCACUGGCACCCGAGCGGGUGAUACCCCUGUUGUGACGGUGCCAGGGAGCCGGGCAGUGCUCCCGAUGCCUUUCCAGAGACCUUGGCCCCGUGGCUGAUGAUUCCUGGCGUAUGGACUGGUGGCUCUGUGGCUCUCGCAGUGUCUGCAGCGCGUAGGGGCUGUCCUGGGGCAGGAGCGCAGCUCUGAGAGCAGCUGGGUCCGCCUUAGGGUCAGCACCUGUGGAUGGAACUGUUCAGUGCCUCAGUUUCCCCUGCUCUCGUGCACACCCAUCCAUCAAACCUCUCCCAGCUCCCGCUGCACUGAUGAGGAUCCUCAGUAAAGCACUUUGUCGGGGAUUCUUUUUUUUUUUUUUUAUAA
Molecule: messenger RNA, 1422 nt
Organism: Cuculus canorus (common cuckoo)
Lineage: Eukaryota; Metazoa; Chordata; Aves; Cuculiformes; Cuculidae
Gene: RAB7B
Product: RAB7B, member RAS oncogene family
Exons: 6
Coding region: 16-801 (261 amino acids)
Biological process (GO): endosome to lysosome transport; phagosome-lysosome fusion
Cellular component (GO): lysosome; phagocytic vesicle; late endosome
Molecular function (GO): GTPase activity; GTP binding
Source: RefSeq, a predicted model, not a curated record